Molecule: messenger RNA, 6706 nt
Organism: Pangasianodon hypophthalmus (striped catfish)
Lineage: Eukaryota; Metazoa; Chordata; Actinopteri; Siluriformes; Pangasiidae
Gene: ltbp3
Product: latent transforming growth factor beta binding protein 3
Exons: 30
Coding region: 316-4104 (1262 amino acids)
Molecular function (GO): calcium ion binding
Source: RefSeq, a predicted model, not a curated record
CUAACUUUCCCCAAAACUUUCAGAUGCACACACACUCACAUUCACACACACUCACACGCACACACACGCACACACACACACGCAGCUGGAAGAGCAGCAAGUGAGGAGAAACACGGCGCGGAGAAGAAGACGCGGUGCUGCUCUGUUUACCGAUCACGAGCUUUUGGACUUUAGGAUGUCUCGCGCGCUCCUGUGUAUUUAACCGACCUAAUGUUGUUAUAAGAGAAAAAAACAAUUUUUUUUUGUUUGUUUUUGUUUUUUUUUCGUCCCCACUCCGAACGAGCCGAGCGCCGAGCGCGCGCGCGAGAUGCCAGCAUGCGCCCGGUGACGCUUCCGCUGCUGCUGUUCGCCUGUCUCGCGCUCCGGAGGCCGGCGGCGUGCGUGGAGCGCGUGUCCACGCGCGAGCGCUUCAAGGUGGUCAUCGCGCCGCUCAUCUGCAAGCGCACGUGCGAGCGCAACGGCCAGUGCCGCGACACGUGCGAGCAGGGCGACAACACGACGCUGAUCGGGGAGAACGGGCAGGCCGCCGACACGCUCACCGGACACGGCUUCAGAGUCGUGGUGUGUCCCCUGACUUGUGUAAAUGGAGGUGUGUGUAGUAACCGUACACACUGUCUGUGCCCACCGGGUUUCACAGGCAGACUGUGUCAGUUUCCUCUCCGCACUCAGGCGUCACGCGGCAACAAGCAGCCGGUCUACACGCUACAGGUGAGGCCAGAUGGUCCAGGUCUGUCAGAUUCGAGUGGACCAGCCGGACGCCAGCAGCUCACACAGACACACUCAGUGUUCACUCUGCCACUGACACAGGGCACCGGCCACCACUCGUCUGAGGUACAGUUUAACGUACGCGUCCACCACUCGCCAGACACCUCAGUCGUCAUCCAACCUUUCGACCAAUCAGAGGCCAAGCUUCCUAAAGGCGUGACCCGCCUUCCUCCACAGACACAAAAGCCAAGGGGGCGGUGCUUUCAGGAGACCACGCCCAAGCAAGCUUGUAGCAGUAACCCUCUCCCUGGCCUGACCAAUCAGGAGGACUGCUGUGGCAGCGUGGGAAAUUCCUGGGGCCAAAACAAAUGUUACAAAUGCCCAAAGCUCCCCUAUGCCGGGAAGCCACAGACGAUAAUCGAGGAAUUCGGCUCCACAUGCCCUCAAGGUUACAAAAGAUUAAACCGAACACACUGCCAAGAUAUUAAUGAGUGUAUGAUGCAGGGGGUUUGUCAGAACGGCGAGUGUUUGAACACACAGGGAAGUUUUCGCUGCACCUGCAAACCUGGAUACGUCCUGAAAGACAGAACACGCUGUGUUGUGUCGGUGGUGGAUCAGGGUCCGUGUUUCCUCAUGGUGACGGAGGCGGGUCGUUGUGAACACGCUCUCUCCACCAACCUGUCGCGAGAGAUCUGCUGCUGCACGGUGGGCAAAGCCUGGGGCUCCAACUGCGAGAGAUGCCCACAGGAUGGCACCGCCUCCUUCAGUAAGAUCUGUCCUGCAGGAAAGGGAAUGUCGUACCUGCACUAUCGCAGCACUUUAGCCAUCCAGACUGACAUCGGGCAGAGCCCGGUCCUACCUCACAAGGAGAUCAAACCACCGGAAGUGCCUGUCCAGGUGACCACGCCCAUGCAGCUCCAGCCAAUCAGCACACACGUCCCUCGCGUCCCAGUCAUCAUUCCCAGGCCUACGACGCGUCCCAUAAUCCACAUUCCCCGGGAGAAAGAGACUCUGGUGGUGGCGCAGACGCAGGUCUCGCAGGUAGACGAGUGCAAACUCAACAGGAACAUCUGUGGUCAUGGAGAGUGUAUAAACACACAUAACGGCUUCACGUGUCAGUGCAAGGCUGGAUACCGUCCUCACACCCAAAGGAAGAGCUGCGUAGAUGAGAACGAGUGUGACUGGGAGCCGUGUGGUCCCGGCCGUGGCACCUGCAUCAACACCGUCGGCUCCUACCGCUGCAACUGUCACCCCGGCAACCAGCUGAUAGGACAUCACGUGAAACCGCGCUGUGUGGAUAUAAACGAGUGCUCUACACCAGAUAUCUGCGGGAGUGGUGGACAAUGUGUGAACCUGCCCGGCUCGUAUAAGUGCGAAUGCCUGCCUGGUUUCAGGAGCAAGUCACGAAGACAACCUGUGUGUGAAGAUAUUAAUGAGUGCUUGGACCCCAAUUCUUGUCCUGAUGCACAGUGUGAGAACACAGUUGGAUCGUACGAGUGUAUUCCCUGCCAGCCUGGACACAAGGUGCAUGGAGGCGUGUGUUACGAUGUGAACGAGUGUCAGAAGAGAGGAGUGUGUGUGAACGGCCGGUGUGAGAACUUACCCGGGACGUACCGGUGUCUGUGUAACGAGGGCUUUCUGCCUGAGGCUGACAGCAAGGGCUGCCGGGAUAUUAAUGAGUGCCAGGACACCCGACUGUGUGCGAAUGGGCACUGCAUAAACACAGAAGGCUCGUUUCAGUGCCAGUGUUACCCUGGAUACCAGCCGACACAGGAGGGCAGCCACUGUGAGGAUAUAAACGAGUGUGAGCGUGCGUCGAACUGCCAGAGGGGGCGAUGCAUCAACACCAUGGGCUCCUACCGCUGCGAGUGCCAGAAAGGAUACAUGCUGGUUAACGGACGCAGAUGCCAAGACAUAGACGAGUGUGAGGUGGAUAGAAGUCUGUGCCAACCCCAUGGAGUGUGUGAGAACAGGCAGGGAGGAUAUGUGUGUGUGUGUGACGAGGGCUUUAUUCUGUCCGAGGACAAGCACAGCUGUGAGGAGGUGGUGCAGGAUGUGGACAGUAAGAAGGAGUGUUACCUGAACCUGGAUGACACGGUGUUCUGCGACAGCGUUCUAGCCACCAACGUGACGAAGCAGGAGUGCUGCUGCUCAGUGGGAGUGGGCUGGGGGGAUCACUGUGAGAUUUACCCCUGCCCCGUCUAUCACUCCGCGGAGUACCUCUCUCUAUGUCCAGUGGGACGAGGCUUUUACCACGAGGAGGGAAUGAUGGAGUACGGCAUGCCAGUGCACAGAGACAUAGACGAGUGUGUGUUAUUUGCAAGUGAAAUCUGUAAGGAGGGUCGAUGCAUGAACACACAGCCUGGAUUUGAGUGUUAUUGUCAACAGGGUUUCUAUUACGACAGCAACCUUCUCGAGUGUAUAGAUGUGGACGAGUGUCACGAUGAGUCUCUCUGCACUAACGGUCACUGCGUGAACACACGCGGCUCCUUUUACUGCACCUGUAACGCCCCGUGGACUCCGGACGCCACCAACAAGAAGUGUGUCAUGCCUACAAACUUAGGCAUAAACGAAUGUCAGGACCCGUCAAACUGUAAAAACGGCCAUUGUGUGGACACGCAGGAUUCCUACUACUGCAUCUGUACGUCGCCCUGGAUCCUCGGCACUGACCGCAACAGCUGCGUCACACCAGAAGAACAGGCCGUAAUGUCUGUGGUGACCCUUUCAGAUGUGAAUGAGUGUCUGGACCCGUCGUACUGCAUGAACGGGAGGUGUGUGAACACUCCCGGCUCCUUCCACUGCAUCUGCGCUCAGCCGCUCACCUUCAGCGCCGCACUCAAGCAGUGCGUCUAUGACGACCGUACAGCAGCCCAUAAGGACGUUUGUUUUCAAGAAGUGGAUGAAGAUCUGAUCUGCACCAUGCCACGGCCGGGGCUGGCAGUCACCUACUCCGAGUGCUGCUGCCAUUACGGCCAUGGCUGGGGUCCCGAGUGCCGCACCUGCCCACAGAGAAACUCAGUGAUCUUUAACAGGCUGUGUGAGAUGCACCUGGAGACCGAGUCAGACGGAGACUCAGACUUUUUAGCACCUUUCAGUUAUAACCCGGAGAGGGACAGUUCAGAGGAAGACUCAGACGAGUGCACCUGUGCUAACGGACGAUGUGUUCGUUCGUACCUGGGUACCAUGUGCGAGUGUAACCCAGGCUUCAGACUGGAUCAUUCACGAAUGCGCUGUGUAGAUAUAGACGAGUGUAUGGAGCGAGGGAUCGGCCGCUUGAACCCGUGUAAAAACGCCCGCUGUGUGAACACUAUAGGUUCUUUCAAGUGCAUCUGCAAAAAUGGCCAUUGCGCCCACAGACACAGCACAAGACAUGUAUACACACACAAGAACACUAAAUAAACACACAGGCACGCACAGACACUCACACACACACACACACAAGCUUUCGCUCAUCCUCGUCCACCCUCCUGUAGUUUACUGUGGUUGAGUUAUUUCUUGUAAACUUUCUUCAUUUUUUUGAUUCAGUUGUCUGAACUGAGGUUCCACAAACGGUUUCUAAUUACAGAGUGAUGGCAUUUUUCUCUGUACAUGUUAAGACUCCCUCCUCCUCCUCCUCCUCAUCUUUGAGUUUUUUUGCACAACCUUGGUCCUGAUAUUUCUGGAUGUGGGAAAAUCUCAUGCCGUUUUAAAUUGAGAAUGCUCUCGAGUGAGUGGAAUAUUUUUUUAAAACUUCUUUUGAUUUUUUUUUUAAGAUGAUGUGAAAUAGACGUUGUACUUUUGACCUAAGAUAAGCCUCAGCUCAGUUAAUAACGAUUGGGAGAGAAUUUUUGGGUAGAGUCUAUUUGCAGUAAGUACAAAUAGCCGUUUUUGCUGCGUGUUCGAUGAUUAUUCAUUAUUUAAAUUAACUGAACGUACGUGGUGUACACUUCAUCCAUGUUCAUAUGAAGCAAAUUUGCAUUUAUUACAUAUUUAUAUGUAUGAAGUUAUAUUAUGCUAUUUACACUUAGUGCAAACAAAAGUGUAUCCAACUAGAUAGCAGUAUAUACAGACUGUAACACUAAGUGCAGAUAGCAUCUUGCCUCAAUUUGCACUAAUUCCUAAAAAAAACGUUGCUAUUCAAACCUAGUGCAGAUAGAUACUGCACAAAAAUUUUGAAAUAAAACGUAUCCAGCUCUUAUUCGAUGCUGGAUUUCAUUGUUCAACAUAAAGUGUCUUUAUUUGUAACAUAUAAAUGCCUGUAUGAAUAUCAGACCUCAAAGUUCUCCAAAUGUUACAGUUCUAGGAAUCGUUGGUACUAAGAACAACACUGCUGCAACAUUUUGGGCUUCAUUUAUGAAUAUUUUACUAAAGAUGUGCGUAAACGUUUUCAUAGGACAAACCGAACAAAAAUUAGCCACGCCCACAAAAGUCUAUAAAAGGCAAAACUCACAGGGAUCUGAAAACAACAAAAUGGCAACUAAGUGGCAAAAGCAAAACGGCCUCCUAAAAUGGCGUGUGGUCUUUUAUAAGGCGCCAUUACUUUUGUCCUAAAUAGAAUGGCUAGUCUUAUUUGUCUUCGUUUAUGGAUUUGUUUUGGAAUCGCUUUCUUUCUAUGAAAGCAUUUUCAGACAGCGAUUUCAGUCAAGCGUUUCCUCAAAUUCAGCUGGUGUUGAGAAGAGUUGUUCUUUAUUUAAAAAAAAAGUUUAAUAUCAUUCAAACUACUAAAAUAUUUUAGAUGGGGGAUGGGGUUAAGUUAGCGCUCGUCGCUUUUCUUGCGAUUUCAUUCACAAAAUCCAGCGAAAUUCUGUGAAAGUUAUCAAACAUCACAAAUUUUGGAAAACAGCUCUCCUGGAAGGUUCUAGUACAUGGACAACUGAACCUCGGCUAACUGUUUAGCUAAAAAAAAACUGUAGUGUAACGUGGAAAGUUAACACGAUCCUUCCACUGAGCAAACCGAUGAAUCCAGCAUUGUGUACUAUAAGCUCUCUGGUCUGCUCUCUUGUUCAAAGAUGUAUUUUUUUUGUACUGCUCCUAAAUCUCAUGAUCCUUAAGAUUUUUUGAGGAUGUUUUUAAUUGUUUACUUCCAUUGUGUAGUUUUGUAAUUUACGAAGUGUGAUGAAGUUGCACAGUGUGAGAAAAGUUUUGACACAAAACAGAACUGAUUCUAUGAGGUGAAGUCAGAGGGCCAAAGAACAAUAAAUCUGAGAUGAAGUGAAACCAAAAGAAAAAAUAAAGAUGUGACUUUAUUUUUCGGAUUUCGGUUCUCUUUCUCCAUCAAGUGUAGCGCAUCUAACCUUCUGUUAUGACAGCGUGCCAAGCGUGGAAACAUCUUCUACCUUAGGGUUGGACGUUUUGAUCCAGUAAUUGGUUUUACAGUCAUAAAUACAUCAUUAGUACAAAUACAACAUGAAAUAACUAUCAUAGUAACGUUUAAGUUUAAUGGUCUCUAAAUUGGUCUCUAAAUCAGCUACAUGACCCUUAAUAAGAAUUUUGUGUAACAUAUUAUUAAUGAAAAGACGUGCGUUCCUCGCUGUUUCCUCUUGCUGUCCCAUACAAGCUCUUUCUCCACCAAUUUGUCCUUAAUGAAAUUUCCGAUUCAUAUCUUACUAAAUAAUGGCAGGUUAUGAUAGCUACGUGUGUUGCUAGCUAAAUGACGUUGCCAUGGAGUUGACAAAUAGUUCUCAUCUCACUUACGUUAUAGCAGCUAUAAACAGUCACUCCCUCACCAGCCUCUCUUUUUUCCUCUAAGACAAGAAAACGCAGGUUCUCGUUACCAAGAAAUCACAAAGCGUAAACUCAAAGUUAUAGCGUCACCUCUGAGUGUAACAAAGCGCUGACACUGGAGACUCCUUCCAUAAAUGCUACCUAAGCGUCUCCUCACAGAAAAUUUAACUAGACCAACGAUUCACUAGAUCAACACCCUCGGACCAAUCAGAUUCAAGAAUUCCCCAUUUCAGCCUAAAGAUUACUUGUGCUUAUGCUUACGAAUGAAAGGAUUAAAUAUUAAAGACUUGUACACCAA